Messenger RNA from Akanthomyces muscarius, 1902 nucleotides. RefSeq lists its product as uncharacterized. Bases 1 to 1902 code for a protein of 633 amino acids. NCBI's taxonomy places the organism in Eukaryota, Fungi, Ascomycota, Sordariomycetes, Hypocreales, Cordycipitaceae. Gene Ontology annotation, biological process: regulation of DNA-templated transcription. Gene Ontology annotation, molecular function: histone acetyltransferase activity. The transcript is spliced from 2 exons. The record is from RefSeq and is a predicted model, not a curated record.
AUGCCCCCCAAGCGACGAAGACCUGGAGAAGCAGCACCACAACCACCGACAGUCGACCCCAGCGCGCAGUCACCAGCAGUUACGCGUGCCGCCGCGCGCCAGACGCCCAUCUAUCCACCGCCGAUACCGACCGCCAGCCCGCCCAAGCCGGCGGCCGCUGCGCCAGCACCCGUCGCGACACCAGUGCCGCUUCCCAUUGUCCCCGGCCAGGCACCCUCGCCGCCCAAACUUGGCGGUGUGUGGCCCAGGAGCCUGCCCGCCACACAAGUGUGGCCGCCGCCCGUGCCGACGUCGGCGCCCGGCGCAGCGCAUCUCGACCCGGCAUCGCUCUCUAGCAGAGGCGCCCGUGCAAUGGGCGGCGAUACAGGCAAGGAGAAUGUUCGCCCGGCGGGCUUUCUCCCCCCGGACCCUACAUAUCAUGUAGCCUUCCCGCACCAGCAGAGCAGGCUCGUCAACCAUCACGGCUUCCUUGCCACUGCGUCUCGGAUGGAGAUGGCAUCCACCCCGUCGACCGUCACGCCCGUGCUGCCACCCAAGCCACCGACGCUUGCCGGUGCCGACAAACCGCCGCUGAGCUCAGAUCGCAACAUUGAUAAGGUCGUGUUUGGCAAUCUGUGCUUCAGGACGUGGUAUCCGAGCUAUUACGGGAAGGAGGUGCUUGGUGACAGCUCUGGGAAUGCGAGAAACGGCAGCAAAGAGCACGCCGUCGAGGCUAGCAAGGCCCACGGCAAGAAGGAUCGUGAGCACCCCCCCAUGCUGGAGAGGCUAUAUGUGUGUCCCAGCUGCUUCAAGUACGCCAAAGAGCUUGUGGCUUGGUGGGGCCACGUACGGUCCUGCGAACUCAAAGGCCGUGUUCCCGGCAAGCGGGUAUACACUCAUCCCAGAGGACGCCGCAAGAUCCGCGUGGCGCACGACGGAAAAGGACCCGGCCCCAAGAAGCGCCGAGGCGACGGUGGAGUGCGAUACACGGAACAAAUUGUGCAGGAUGAGGGCGAAUGGAGCAUCUGGGAGGUGGACGGAGAGGUUGAUGGACUGUUUUGUCAAAAUCUGUCACUAUUUGCCAAGCUAUUCCUUGACAACAAGUCAGUGUUUUUUGACGUAACAGGCUUCAACUAUUUUCUAUUAGUGUACACGCCCCCCUUCAAGCCACCAGUGGGCAACGAGGUUCCUGAGGCUCCUGUCCCGCAAGUGACGGGGUUCUUUUCCAAGGAGAAGAUGUCGUGGGACAACAAUAACUUGGCAUGCAUCUUGGUGUUUCCUCCAUGGCAACGCAAGGGCCUGGGAGCGCUUCUCAUGGGUGUCUCGUACGAAAUCUCACGGCGAGAAGGUAUACUGGGUGGACCUGAGAAGCCCAUUUCGGAUCUCGGCAAAAAGGGCUACAAGCGAUUCUGGUCCGGCGAGAUUGCGCGAUGGCUGCUAGGCCUCGAGGUGCCCCAAAUUCCGCCGCCCGGCAUGGAGCUCAUGGUUGACGUCAACGACUGCAGCGACGCCACGUGGAUCACGCCCGAAGACUGCCUUGGCAUCCUGCGCGACAUGGGUGUCUUGGAAGACGCUGGUGUCGGUCCCGGCAAGCCCGUCAAGAGAGAAGCUACCGAUGAAGUUGAAGGCGAGGAGGACGCGGUCAAGACAGACGAGACAAAUCAUGAGCACGGCGAGGACAAGUCCAAGAAGAAGACGCAGCAGCAGCAGCAGCCGCAACCUGCCGCCUCGGCGCCACCGCCCCCCACGCCAAAGUCGCCUGUGCAAAUGGAGCUGGGGAAGCCAGUGCCGCGGGUGCGCGUCGACAAGGAGCAGAUUCGACGCCAUGUUGCGCAGCACCGGAUCAACCUGGAAAAGACGUGUGAUCCGGCUGGUUUCGUAGAGGGCUAUGCGCUGAAGAGGGAGGAUGAAAUGGUUGAAUGA